Messenger RNA from Didymodactylos carnosus, 752 nucleotides. NCBI's taxonomy places the organism in Eukaryota, Metazoa, Rotifera, Eurotatoria, Philodinida, Philodinidae. The record is from the annotation of a GenBank genome assembly.
ACCCUUUUUACCCUACACCCGGUUUUUAAAAACCCCCCCCCCCCCUGCUUUAGCUUCUUCGCGCCGCCUCUGGCUAUAGCUGUCUUUUCACAACGAUUCUGUUAAACCUUUACUAUCGACUAUUACUCUAGGAUAAUGUUAUCAUACAAAAUAAUAAAGUAGCUCUAAGUCGGAUAGUUUUUCAGAGCGUCAUUCGUUUAAAUUGCGUGUAUUUCCGCGUUAAAAAUAAAGCCAUAUUGAAGCGAUAUGUAACCCAAGGGGUAUUCUCGUUUCGUCGACACAUCUGCCGCUUCAAAGAAUAUACUUCAAAGAACAUCUAAGGCGGGAGGGGCGUUGUAAAAGUGAGUUGUCAACGAAACAAGAAUAGAUCGUAACCCAAUUAAUGAAUGAAACUCCUAGAUCAUAGAGAUUGCGACGACUACUUGUGCGCUUAGGCAUAGCCUUUCUAUAUGAUUAGGUUGAGUAGAACUUAAGCAUUCUUUUCAUCGCAUUCAAAUUGCCUUUUUAUUUAGUAUCAAAAUCUAAAAGAAACGGAAAAAGUUCUCAAUGCAAAAAUAACAAAUAUCAAUGAUGAACUGAAAAGUAAUCAAAUUUCAAAAGAACAAAAGGAUGCAUUACAGAAAGAAAAAUGUACAAUCGAAACAGAAUUAGAAACGAUUUUAAAAGAAAUGGACGAGAAUUUAGACAAGCAAACAAAGGCGAUGGAUAUGGAACCACCCGACCCGGAAAACUAUGACGCAACUUUCGAAUGA